Messenger RNA from Candidula unifasciata, 2043 nucleotides. The record is from the annotation of a GenBank genome assembly. Lineage: Eukaryota; Metazoa; Mollusca; Gastropoda; Stylommatophora; Geomitridae.
ACGCAGUGUGUCCAGCAGGACUGUACGGAAGAGAAUGUGAGAACAGAUGUAACUGCGCUAAGGAUGGAGAAAACUGUUUUGUCAGUACUGGAGGAUGUCCUUCAGGUUGUGCUGCAGGCUACCACUGGGAAGGAUGUAGAAAAAGAUGUGACGAGAGGUACUUCGGAAUUGAUUGCUCACAGCAAUGCAGCACAAACUGCACAAACCAACAUUGCCGACCAACUGACGGAACCUGCUUUUCUUGUAUAGUGGGGAAACAAGGACCAAUGUGUGACGCAGACUGUACUGCUACAUUAUGGGGAGACAACUGCACUAUGUCAUGCAGUGCUGACUGUAAGGACCAGUUGUGCAACGCUGUUAACGGAACCUGCUUCUCUUGUGUUGCUGGCAAAUCUGGGGAGAACUGCAGUGAAGAGGAUCCUCCUGUAGCCGCCAUAGUGGGACCAGUGAUCGCCUUCGCUGUACUGGUCGCAUUGAUUGUUAUUGGUGUGAUUUUCUGGAGGAGACGUAGACAUAAAAAAGACGGUUCCGGGCAAGCAGCUCCACAUGGAUUCACCAAGAAUGCUGAAAUAGACAUUAAUUUUGUUUCCACAGCAAUGAAAAACACAAACGACAUUCAGGCUGAAAAGGAUGGCCGGGUGAACCAUGUUGGGAGUGUCUACUACAAUCACGUUUCAGGAUGCAGUGAAACAGCCAUCAGAUUUGACGACCUUGAUCAUUUCUUGAGUACACAUGGAAGGGAGUUCUUUCAGAAACAGUUUAACAGUAUCCUAGCAAACAGCAGCGCAUCUACAAAAGCAGCCAUGAGCCCAGAAAAUGUGAAUAAAAACAGAUACAAGAAUAUCAGUGCUUACGACCAUUCACGUGUACAUUUGCAAACUGACGUCCUAAAGAGCUACGGUGAUUACAUUAAUGCUUCAUACAUUGAUGGAUAUCAACAAAAGAAACAAUUUAUAGCUUCACAAGGUGCCACAAAGAUUAAUUUAGAAGACUUUGUUCGUAUGCUCUGGGAACAAGAAGUUGAAGUUGUUGUCAUGCUGACUAUCCUUGUAGAGGGUGGGAAGUUGAAAUGCGAGCAGUACUGGCCCAACGAUGGGGAAAUCACCAUUGGCGAGGUUACAGUCAAACUUACAACCACACAAGUAUUCGCUGACUACACCAUCAGGAGACUGUGUCUUUAUAAGAAAGCCCCGCCUGUGCACGUACUGACACAUUUCCACUUCACAACCUGGCCAGACAAGGAUAUUCCAACAACCGCCUGGGGAUUGGUGGAUCUUGAGCAGCGGGUGGCUGCUAUUUCCACAAGUAAACCCAUCGUUGUUCACUGCAGUGCUGGUGUGGGACGGACAGGUACCUUCAUUGCUCUACAUAACACCCUGGAGCAGAUCAAAGAUACCGGAUACAUGGAUGUCUUUACAACCGUUCAGAAACUCAGGCAAGACAGAAUUAACAUGGUGCAGACCUUUCAACAGUAUGAAUUCCUGCACAAAGCUGUACAGAUAGCCAUGGUAUGUAAGGGGACUACAGUCACCACUCGCGAUAUACGAGAUAGGAUUCACGCCCUCGAACUCGCUGAAUCUGGCCAGUCCAUUCUGGAAAUGGAGUUUAAGGAUGAACAACACGAAAACGAAGAAGUUCGGGAAAACAACACUUACUGUAACAGUCGUCUGCUGACUAACAGAAUGAAAAACCGACUGGACAAUGUUCUGCCGAAGGAAUACUUCAGACCGAACCUGAGAUGUGAAACUCAACAAUUGGGGAAUUAUAUCAACGCAGUGUUAAUUCCGAGCUGUGAGAAGCAUGACCACCAAAUUCUCACCCAGCUGCCAUUACCGACAACAGUCAUCGAUUUUUGGCGGCUUGUGACCCAGUACAAGGUGUCUUUGAUUGUGGCGUUUGAGAGGAAUCUUAACACAGUAGACCAGACUAUUGCUGAUUAUCUGCCUGAAACUGAAGGUGAGACAAAAACAUGUUCAUUUUUCAACAUCAAAACUACAGGCCUUGAUUCGCGAGAUACAUGGGACGUGCACAGAAUUACAAUCA